Molecule: messenger RNA, 1251 nt
Organism: Prunus armeniaca (apricot)
Lineage: Eukaryota; Viridiplantae; Streptophyta; Magnoliopsida; Rosales; Rosaceae
Source: the annotation of a GenBank genome assembly
AUGGAUGAUAGCAAAUCAUCUCAUGUCUCCAAGAAAGAUGAUGACUAUCAAGGAAAGGGAGGAAGCCACUAUGACAAGUACAAGAUUGAGUGUUACAGAUGUGGAAACUUUGGUCACUACAAGAGUGAGUGUUACACAAAGCUGCCAAAAGAGAAAGGAGAAAAAUCCAACUUUGCUGAGAAAAAGGAGGAAGAGACACUUUUGAUGGCCUUUCAUGCACUGGAGGAGUAUGACCAAGAAACAUGGUACGUGGAUACUAGCUGUAGCAAUCACGUGAGUGCAAGAGACUGUGAAAUGUAUGAUCCAAAGAGAGGCUCUAUUGCUGUGGUAAAUGAUUCAUGGAGAUGGCAUUACAGAUAUGGUCAUUUGAACCUUAAUGGUUUGAGAACACUUCACCAAAAGAAGAUGGUCACAGGCUUACCUGAAAUAACUCCUCCAUCAAAGGUUUGUGAAGAAUGUAUCACUAGGAAACAUCAAGGAGAUUCAUUUCCAAGUGGAAAGGUAGUGAGGGCUCAAUCAGUUUUGGAGGUAGUUCACUCAGAUCUAUGUGGACCAAUUAAUCCAAUCUUGAAUGGUAACAAGAAGUAUUUCAUCUCUUUUAUUGAUGAUUUUGGUAGAAAGACAUGGAUUGAGGAGGGGAGUUUUGCUCCAAGGAGUUUGAUUUGUUUUGCAAAGAAAAGUGCAUCAAGCGACUUCUCACCAUUGCUUACACACCACAGCAGAAUGGUGAAGCCCUCGGUUGAUCAUUUUAAAGUGUUUGGGUGCAUUUCAUAUGCACACAUCCCUGAUGAGAAAAGAAAGAAGCUGGAUGAUAAGAGUGAAAAGUGUAUUUUUCUUGGUGUAAGUGAAGCCUCAAAAGCUUACAGGCUGUACAAUCUAGUGACAAAGAAGAUAAUGAUAAGCAGGGACGAUGGUGAGGAAGAAGAAGUACCUGCAACUCAAAUCCAUGAAUCACCUCAACUUGUGGCUCAACCUCAUCAAAAAUCAGAAGAAGAAAGAGGUUGCAACUUGAAGGAUGAAAACACAAGGAAGAAGCUGGCAUGGAUGACAGAUUAUGAUUUAGAUGUGAAAUCAGCUUUCUUGCAUGGCGACUUGCAAGAGAAGGUGUACAUUGACCAACCACCUGGUUAUGAGAAGAAAGGAGAGAAAGAGAAAGUGUACCAGCUGAAGAAAGCACUCUAUGGACUGAAACAAGCACCUCGAGCUUGGUACAGUCGCAUAGAUGCUCAGUUUACCAAACUUGGAUUUUAA